AUGAAGACGUUCGCCGCGCUUGUGUGCGCUGCCGUGGCCGUGUCGGCCGUUUCGGCACUCGAAGACCUGCCCGUAUCGCUAUGCCGCGAUGCCACCUACAACUCGCCUGCCUCGCGCGGUGCCAUGUGCUCCGGUGCUGGAGCGGCACCGGCCGGCACGACCUGCCCCCUCAAGGGCGACGUGGCUAUUGCUGACUGCUACGACUACCUGCCGUCCUGGAACGGCAGUGCCUGUGUGGCUCCAGAGGAUGCCGAGUGCACCAUCGUUAACGGCGACACCUGGGGCUGCGUGCUCCCAUCCGUCGGAUGCGGCACUGCCACUACACCGUGCCCGGUAACGUCGCUGCCCGACACUCCUUGCCCGGUGACGUCACUGCCUGAUACUCCUUGCCCAGUGACUUCGCUGCCUGACACUCCCUGCUCGGUGACAUCGCUGCCCGACACUCCCUGCCCGGUGACGUCGCUGCCCGACACCCCUUGCCCGGUGACGUCGCUGCCCGACACUCCUUGCCCGUUGACGUCGCUGCCCGACACUCCUUGCCCGGUUACGUCGCUGCCCGAAACUCCUUGCCCGGUUAUGUCUCUACCUGACACUCCAUGCCCGGUGACCUCUCUUCCGGACACUCCGUGCCCAGUCACCGCCCUGCUGGACACGCCUUGCCCAGUCACCUCGUUGCCCGACACUCCAUGCCCGGUGACUUCGUUGCCGGACACGCCUUGCCCGGUGACUUCGCUACCUGACACUCCGUGCCCGAUCACCUCGAAGCCAGACGCGGAAACCACACCAUGUCCUGUUACAUCAAAGCCGGACACUGUCGCUCCAACGCCGUGCCCGGUGACCUCGUUGCCGGACACUGCCGCUCCAACGCCCUGCCCGGUGACUUCGCUGCCGGAGACUACCGCCCCAACGCCGUGCCCGGUGACUUCGCUGCCGGAGACUUCGCUGCCGGAGACCUCAGCUCCGACCCCUGCCGCCACCACGCCCUGCCCGGUGACAUCGCUACCCGAGACGGAAGCUCCUACCUCGACCCCUGCUGCUACCACGCCCUGCCCGGUGACUUCGCUGCCGGAGACGACAGCUCCGACCCCAGCGGCAACUACCCCGUGCCCGGCGACUUCGCUGCCCGAGACGGAGGCUCCUACAGCGACCCCAGCGGCAACUACCCCGUGCCCGGUGACGUCGCUGCCAGAGACGACCCCUGCGGCUACGACGCCGUGCCCCGUGACGGCUAAGCCGUAG
Phytophthora infestans T30-4 is the source of this 1239-nucleotide messenger RNA. RefSeq lists its product as uncharacterized. Bases 1 to 1239 code for a protein of 412 amino acids. The transcript has a single exon. The record is from RefSeq and is a predicted model, not a curated record. Lineage: Eukaryota; Oomycota; Peronosporomycetes; Peronosporales; Peronosporaceae.